CUUCUAAAAAUGGUUUUUUAAAGAAGCCAGAAAUACUAAACUUCAUAAUGUCCAAACGAAAUGCUACUGUGGUUGCCGAGGAGGACAACUAUCUGGAUGACUUGGUGCGCGACCAGCAGAGCAAUCGGCCGUCCAGCAGCAAACACACCUUGGAUUCGGACGAAGAGGAUAGCGGUGACGAUGACGCCCAAUACGUUUUAAACGACAAUGAUAUAGAAGGAGAAGAGGAAGGUAUCGCUCGAGUUGAUGGAGAGACUAAGUUCACUCCGUUUAAUAUGAAAGAGGAGAUGGAGGAAGGACACUUUGACGCAGAUGGCCAUUAUCUUUGGAAAAAAGGAGCGGAAAUUCGUGAUAAUUGGUUAGAUAAUAUAGAUUGGGUCAAACUUAAGAACGAUCCGAACUACAAGGAUAAAAAGGAUGCUGCUGUGAAAGGUUUGGGAGAUUCCGAUUCAGAAGAUGAUGACGAAAAGUUGAAAACAUUCGAUUUGUCUGCUACUUACCGGAGUAUUUUCAAUAUGAUGGAACCAACUGAAACCAUUAAAAAGGCUCUUCAAAGGAUUGGCAAGAAAACAGCGAAAUUGACAACAGCACAACGCUGGAAAAUGAGAAAAGCUGGAACGAUUGAUGAGUCUAGCGAAAUGGUAACCAAAUUAACUGCGUUGGCUAAUGAGAUAUUAACCCGUGAAGGUAAUAUGGAUAUUUACGACGAAACCUAUGAAAUGAUUCAGAAAAAGUUAAACGAAUCCAAAGCGAAUGCUGGAGAUGAACUAGACAUGUACGCGGAUGAUUUUGACAGUAAAGAAAAAGAUAAAUUGGUCGAUGGAAGUUCAGGCAACGAAGCGUGUGCUUCGGAAGCAAAACCAUCCUCGUCGAAAGAUAAAAAUGAUGAGAGCAAGCAGCCUUUGAUGUGGGAAUACAAGGAGCAGCAAAACGCAGAGGCGAUAAUUGGCCCCUUUACGACGGAGCAAAUGCGGCAAUUUGCCGAGGAAGGCAAAUUUAGUAGUGGAGCAUUUGUCAGAAAAGUAAGCUCGGAUGAUUCACGCUUUUAUUCUGCUGCACGAAUUGAUUUUGAUUUGUACUUAUAAACAAUAAAAAUUGUAAAA
This is a messenger RNA of Sabethes cyaneus, 1103 nucleotides long. RefSeq names its product CD2 antigen cytoplasmic tail-binding protein 2 homolog (gene holn1). Gene Ontology annotation, cellular component: U5 snRNP. Gene Ontology annotation, molecular function: protein binding. The record is from RefSeq and is a predicted model, not a curated record. NCBI's taxonomy places the organism in Eukaryota, Metazoa, Arthropoda, Insecta, Diptera, Culicidae. The coding region runs from base 48 to 1085 and encodes 345 amino acids. The transcript is spliced from 2 exons.